Molecule: messenger RNA, 4959 nt
Organism: Papilio xuthus (Asian swallowtail)
Lineage: Eukaryota; Metazoa; Arthropoda; Insecta; Lepidoptera; Papilionidae
Gene: Fak
Product: protein tyrosine kinase 2 Fak
Exons: 26
Coding region: 280-4305 (1341 amino acids)
Biological process (GO): protein phosphorylation; signal complex assembly
Cellular component (GO): focal adhesion; cytoskeleton
Molecular function (GO): ATP binding; protein tyrosine kinase activity
Source: RefSeq, a predicted model, not a curated record
GUGUUACGCAUUGUGAUUACUUUGUAGGGGGGGAUAUUGAUAUGCACUUUCCGUUCAUCCUUUGUGUAGUCAAUGAAUCGCUAUCGGAUGUCGCAGACGUCUCGAUCCAAUACCAACUAAAAAGUUUGUAUCGUGAUUGUUUAUUGUAAAAUAAAAAAUGUCCCUAACUGGUCAUUCUGUUUAUAGUUUAAUCAGUGAUAUGUGAACGUCGAUAAAGUCGCUAAUUUUGUGUUUGAUGUGUACACUGAAUUGUUAUAUUUAAAGUGUAUUUCGGCGAAAAUGGUAAUGGAGUCCGCGCAACAUAACGGGCGAUUUUGGCCCCUAUCGCCUCGUUUGUGGCGUCGGAGCAACGAAUAUACCAAGGUGGUAUUCGAACCUAGAAGGCCACCGACAUCGCCGUUAGAAUUUAGAAAGAACAAAAUAGAUCUGACCCCGGAUUUAUUGAGAUCCAGGAGUUUCAUUAAAGAUAGACUGGAUCAUUUGAAUCUCGAGGAGGUGGAUGAUGAAGAUAAUCAAAUCGAUGAGAGGAAUCGAUGGAGUGUCGACUCGAAGAAACCGCCGAUCAAAGAAACGAAAAAAAUCGAAGAAGUAGUUAAGCUGAGAACCAAGAAGCAAAGACAGCCGCGACCGAACAGCUUGCAGCUGUUACUCUGCCCUUCCAGUUCGGGGCACUAUAGUAGCAACACCUGGAGAUAUACCAGAGUUCGUUCAAAAAGCCAUGAGCCGGAGGGUGGCGGCCGCUGCGGCGAAGGCCCGCUAGCGCGCGCCAUGCAGCCAGCGCCGCCUGGUGGCUCGCCCAAGCGACAGCCCGCCACUGCGCCCGCGCAUGGCGCGGCGGGCGACCAGUCAACGCUAAAGGUGCAUUUGCCCAAUGGCGGGUUCAACGUGGUGCGUGCGUCUCCCGAGGAGGACGUGCGCUCUGUGUUACGGCUACUGGCGGCGCGACUUGCCGCUGGUGACCGAUUGUACGCGUCAUGCUAUGCGUUAAGAGCCAGGCGGCUUACUACUGGCAAGAUCCGAUGGAUCCACCAGGACACAGCGGUGUCGGAGCUAGCGGCGCGCUGGCCGGCCAGCGAAUGGCGGCUGGAAUUGCGCGUGCGCUACUUGCCCGCAAACCUGCGCGAUCUGUGCGACGCGGACCGUGUCACAUUCCAUUAUUACUACGACCAGGUGCGACAUGACUACCUCAACGCCAACCAUCCUAUGGUGGAUCAGGACUUGGCGAUACAAAUAUGUUGUUUAGAAAUAAAAUAUUUCUGCAAAGAUAUGCAGAUAUCGUUAGACAAGAAGUCAAACAUAGAGUACUUAGAGAAGGAGUUUGGACUACACAAGUUCCUGCCCAAGUCUGUGCUCGAUGCUAUCAAACCCAAAGUUCUCAAGAAGGCCAUACAACAGCAAUUCAAAAAGGUGGCCAAUCUGAGUGAUGUGGAGUGCAUGUUGCGGUACGUGGAGACGAUGCACACGCACUACGGCUACGAUCGCGAGACAUUCACCGCGGCUCUCGGCGGGGGCUGGGCUAUACCUGUCGAGCUCGCUAUUGGACCUGAUAUUGACAUAUCAUACGUGUCCCACAAGGCAGGAGAGCCGCCCACGUACACCAAGAUAGCCUCCUUCAGUGACAUCGUCGCGCUCCACACUCUCAAGUCUAACUGCACGCAGCAGUCACAGACACAGAGUGGUUCGUGUGGUAAGGGAGCGCUGCAGUUAAGAGUAAAGGGCGCCACAGAGACCCUCACUAUUAUGUGCAGCACUGUGGAGGCGGCAGAAAGUUUAGCAGAUUUAGUGGACGGUUACUGCAGACUGGUUACAGACUCGCAAACAUCUCUAUGGAAUAGAACGACAACCGUAUGGAAACAACUCAAUUGUCAAUGUAAAACAGCAGAGAUGAGCAGCAGUUCAUCAGAGGGCAAGACAAGUUCGUGGGAGGCGAAUACUGCCACCAUACUGUCUGAGGACUACGCGGAGAUUGUUGAUGAUGAUGCAGACUACUCCACACCAGCAGUUCGAGAUUAUGAGUUGGUUCGUAAUCAAAUCGAACUGACCGGUAUCAUUGGAGAGGGACAGUUCGGUGAUGUGCAUAAGGGCACGUGUCGUGUGACGUCAGCCAACCAUCCGUCACUACGACGUCAGCUGGCGCUGCAGAAGCAGCAGGGGCGCGGCGCCGGCGAGCACGUGCUGCACGUCGCCGUCAAGACAUGCAAGAUGGACGCGGAUCUCGACACCGCUGAGAAGUUCCUUGAAGAGGCUUACAUAAUGCAGCAGUUCUCACACCCGCACAUCAUAGGUCUAGUGGGCGUGUGCAGCUCCCCGCCGAUAUGGAUCGUGAUGGAGCUCGCCACGUUAGGAGAAAUGAGAGCUUAUUUACAGCAGAAUGCACACAGAUUAGAGACAUGUACCCUGGUGCUGUACAUCUACCAGCUGUCGACGGCACUCAGUUACUUGGAGAGCAAGAAGUUCGUACAUCGAGACAUCGCAGCCAGGAACGUGCUCGUCUCCACUGCUACAUGUGUUAAGUUAGCAGACUUCGGUCUGUCGAAGCGUGUAGACGACAAGUCAUACUACAAGGCCUCUCGCGGCAAACUGCCCAUCAAAUGGAUGGCGCCAGAGUCCAUCAACUUUAGGAGAUUCACCUCCGCCUCUGAUGUCUGGAUGUUUGGUGUAUGUAUGUGGGAGAUACUGAUGCUGGGCGUGAAGCCGUUCAGCGGCGUGAAGAACAACGACGUGAUCGGCAAACUGGAGAACGGCGAGCGGCUCGCCCUCCCGCCGCGCUGCCCGCCUCGCCUCUACUCACUCAUGUCACGCUGCUGGGCAUACGAGCCCUCCCAGCGACCUGCAGCACACGCACUCAAGGAGACCCUCUUUGAGAUACUGCAGGAGGAGCGCAGCACGGCCUGGGACACGAUGCGGCGCGAGAACCGCCGCGUGGCUGCCGCCUCCUGGGGCGACGACCCCCCGCCCAAACCCUCGCGCCCUCCGGCCAACCUGCCGCCGGUGUUAGAUUCAUCGUCGACGGCGGGCGGAGGCGUCGGUGCCGGUGGAGCGCCACAGACCUACAUCGUGGCGCAGAACCCGCUGGUGCUGGCACACCUGCUGCGGGAGAACCAGGCGCGCGCCAUCGAGCCCCAGGCGUACACCACGCCCGCAUCGAGUCCAGAAUUCGAUACGGAGCAGGCUGUGGAGAAGAGACUGCUCGCAGAACUAGCGAGACAGCAACAUCAGAGUGAAGAAGACAGCAAAUGGCUUCAGAUGCAAGAAGAUAAUUUGAAACGGUUAUCCAACAUGCAAGUAGCUGUUGAGAGUGAACCGAGCGAGCACAAACACUCAGAGCAGAGCGGACACGAGCACAGAUCUAGUCAGCCCCAAUCAGGAGCAAAUUCUUCGGAGACGAGUCCGGCGAACACAGUUAAAACAAAACCAAAAGUAAUAGAAGAAAAAGGUGUGAACGAGCCGGUGUACGCGGCGACGACGUGCGUAGUACGCGCUGUGAUGCGGCUGGCGGCGGCGGCGGGCGCGGGGGGUGCCGGGGGCGCAGGGGGCGCGCCACCCCCCGCACCCCCCGCGCUGCUGGCCUGCGUGCGCGCGGUGGGUCACGACCUGCGCGCCCUCUGCGCCACUGUCGACCUCAUUGUUGUACCAUAUCCACCCUCCGCACAGAGGGAGGUGGAGAUGGCGCACCAGGUGCUGAGCAAGGACAUGGCGGCGCUGGUGGAGGCGAUGCGGCUGGCUGUGCGCUACGCAGACACCACGUUGCAGCACGAGUACACCAAGAGCAUGCUUGCAGCGGCGCAUGUGCUGGCAAUGGACGCCAAAAACCUACUCGACGUGGUAGAUUGCAUCCGUGAAAGACAUCCAGAGGUGGACUGGCGCGCCGCACUGCUACCAGACAACGACCCCCCACACCCACCAUCCGGACCCCCUGCCAACACCCACCCCCCACAGACCUCCACACAAGACGAGCCCCCACCACCAAAACCAGACUUCAAAAUAAACCAACCAGUAACAACAAUACUGACCACUGAACAUUCCCCUAAAGAACACAACAGUCUUCCCGUUACCUCGAAUAGGGUGUCCACACUUAUACAUAAUUAUAAUUUAUAUGGCAAUGUUAGAGAACCACAACAUAUAUAUGGCAACACUGAAGUGGGCGGAUCUUUCCAACAUUCGACGUCUUGUGAUGAUUCAAAAAUCGAUUUAGCACCUUUAGAAUCUGUUAAAAGUCGUGUACAAGCGAUAUCUGGGAAAAUAGAACCCCCUAUAUACUCCUCGAUGAAUAAAAAAAUGGUCCCCGCAGAGAAUGAUGAAUGAUAAAUAAUUGCUUUUUAGUGGAUCUUUUUUUUAACAUCUCGAAUGAGAUUCAAACAGCUUUACUUAUGGGGCUAUGAAGAGAUUAGACUUAAUUGUUUUUGUAACGAGCAUUUACUGAUUUUACUUUACCCCGCUUCUAUAGUGUGCUAAUUAUGUAGGCAAUUGGAAAAAAAUCCGUUAUUCGGAUUUUUUAAUACAAAAAAUUUGAAAAAAAAAAGCUUUGUUAUUAAACUCGACAUUUGAAAGUACUUAUUAUUUUUAUACUAUUGUAUGGCUAAUUAUGCUGGUUUCCAUCGCUGAAAAAAAUAAAAAAGUCAGCGUUUUUUUUUUAAAUGACUUUUAGGUUAUUUGGUAAUGAAAACUGACAGUUACUAUAAUUCGGAUUAUUUUAUCUCUGGCUCUGGUGCUGUGGUAGAGUUUUGAGAGCUUUGUGUUUUGGGAGCUUAUGCGCUGUGCUCGUAGUAGCGUCGCUAAUUAACUUUUUGAUUGACUUCAAAAAGGAGGUUCUCAAUUUGUUCGUUUUUUUUGCUCAAUAUAAUCUGUAGCAGUUAGACGCCACGUGUUCGUUACAACACUGAACUAUUUAUUAUCUGUGAAUUCAGCGUCACAUUUUUAAUUUCGUUUUCCAUUGUCGAUAAACGUAUACAAAAAUAU